Osmia bicornis bicornis is the source of this 2845-nucleotide messenger RNA. It is a transcript of the gene mei-9, whose product is annotated as DNA repair endonuclease XPF. Gene Ontology annotation, biological process: double-strand break repair via homologous recombination; resolution of meiotic recombination intermediates; nucleotide-excision repair involved in interstrand cross-link repair. Gene Ontology annotation, cellular component: nucleotide-excision repair factor 1 complex. The transcript is spliced from 16 exons. Bases 26 to 2623 code for a protein of 865 amino acids. The record is from RefSeq and is a predicted model, not a curated record. Gene Ontology annotation, molecular function: single-stranded DNA endonuclease activity; damaged DNA binding; single-stranded DNA binding. NCBI's taxonomy places the organism in Eukaryota, Metazoa, Arthropoda, Insecta, Hymenoptera, Megachilidae.
AUCUAGUGGAUAAAUUUAAUUAAUCAUGUUGGAAUAUGAGAAUCAAAUGUUUUUGGAAAUAAUCCACGAAGAUGGAUUAGUUGUUGUGGCAAAAGGACUUGGUUUAGAAACAGUAUUUGCGAAUGUAUUAAGAGCCUACUUAGAUCCAGGAAACUUGAUUAUAGUUUUGGGAACUACAAACCAUGAUGAACAAUAUUUUAUUGAUACUUUAAAAGGAUUAGGAAAUAAACAAUUACCCCGUGUUGUAACAUUUGAAUGUUCUUCUGAUGAAAGGGAGGUAAUGUAUUUAGAGGGUGGAGUGUUAUUUAUGUCAGGCCGAAUUCUUGUAGUAGAUCUAUUAAAAAAUAGAGUUCCAUUAAAAUUAGUUACUGGAAUUCUUGUAUAUAGAGCACACAAUAUACUGAAUUCGUAUCAAGAAGCAUUCGCCCUUCGUUUAUACAGACAAAGUAAUAAGACCGGUUUUAUCAAAGCAUUCACGAAUUCGGCAUUGGCGUUUACCGUUGGAUUUGCACAAGUAGAACGAAUAAUGAAAGCUUUAUUUGUCAAAAAGUUAUAUUUAUGGCCACGUUUUCAUACACUUGUAAAUAGUAGUUUGGGGAAACAUAAGCCUGAUGUUAUUGAAUUACAUGUAAAAAUCACAUCAAAGAUGUUGAAUAUUCAAAUUUCCUUACUUGAUAUAAUGAAUUAUGUUAUAAAAGAACUGAAAAGACUUAACAAAUAUUUAGAUUUAGAUGAAUUAACCGUAGAAAAUGCAAUAUCUAAAAAAUUUCACAAACAGUUACAGCUGCAAUUAGAUCCUAUGUGGCAUCAACUAAGUGCUACUUCAAAACAAUUACUGUCGGAUUUAAAAACCUUACGUGGUCUUCUUGCAUGCCUAACAUACGAGGAUUGCGUAUCAUUUUAUGCAAUGUUAAGUUGUUUACGUACUAUGGAAUAUGCGGUAAAAAAUAGUGGCUGGUUAAUGUUAGAUUCUGUAGACACGUUGUUCCAAAGUGCAAAGGAAAGAGUUUAUAACGAAAAAGAUGAAUUAAAACCUGAAGUAACUCCAAAAUGGACUGCUUUAACGGAGGUAUUGCUUGAAAUUCAGCAUCAAAGUAAAACGAAAGCUAAUAAAGAAAAUGAGAAAACAUUGAUUUUGGUACACAAUCGUAAUCUAUGUUAUCAGUUAAAAAAUUAUUUAACUAUGGGUGCUAAGGAAUAUUUACUUUAUGAGGCAAUGAAGAAACUUUCUCGUAAGGAACUGCAAAAACCACCCACAGAGAAGAAUACAAAAGAAGAAUCUACAUCUGCAGAGAAAACUGAUGAUAAUGAAAACGACGAAAAAGAUACUUAUAUGCUAACAUUAUCUCAAAAAGUUCCUGAAGAAAGUCAGUCUGAUUUAGCAACAGAAGAUGAAAAACAUCAAACACUAUUUGAAGAAUGUUCACAAAUUGCCGACUUAGAUCUAACAAACCUAACUACAAAUGCUCCUAUUAUUUUAAUACAGUCUUUGAAAAAAGACGGAGAUCCUAUGGCAUUACAACGCGCUUUAGCGGAACACAUGCCAAGUAAUAUUGUUAUGUACGUAGCAGAUAUUUCCGCUGUACGACAAAUUGAAGUUUAUCAAAAUAAUAAUCCAUCGAUAGAUUUGAAAGUAUAUUUCUUAAUUUAUGGGGGUUCCGUGGAAGAGCAGGAUUAUUUAACAUCCCUGCGACGAGAAAAAGAAGCAUUUCACACAUUAAUUAAUACUAAAACAAAAAUGGUUAUACCUGACGACCAAGACGGAAAGUCUGAAGACUGUUUAAGUCUAGCAAUACAAACAGACUCAGAUGCUGAAACAAACACUCGUAAAGGUGGAAUACCAAUACAACCGGAAAUUCCAAAUACGAUCAUUGUUGACAUGAGAGAAUUCAGAAGUGAAUUACCUGCUAUACUUUACACAAGAGGCAUGAAAAUUGAACCUAUAACAUUACAAGUGGGAGAUUACAUUUUAUCACCAGAUAUUUGUGUUGAAAGAAAAAGUGUUUCCGAUCUUAUUGGCUCUUUAAACAAUGGAAGAUUGUACAAUCAAGCUAUUGCCAUGACAAGACAUUAUAGUAAAGCAAUGCUUCUAAUAGAAUUUGAUCCAAACAAACCAUUUUGUUUUCAGGGAUAUUACUAUGCUAGUAAAGAUAUACAAAAUAUGUUUAUCACUUCGAAACUACAACUUUUAACUCUACAUUUUCCUCGAUUAAAACUUGUGUGGUCGCCCGGCCCUCACGCAACGGCGCAGUUAUUUGAAGAAUUGAAGCAAGGAAGAGAACAACCAGAUGCAGCUAAAGCAGCUCAGAUUGGAAUGGAAGAAAAUAAGCAGAUAGCGGUAGAAAAAUUUAAUCCUCGAAUCCAAGAUUUUGUUUCCAAAUUACCAGGAAUUACUACCAAAAAUUUACAAUCUGUUUUGAGUAAAGGACAAUCAUUAGAUCAUCUUAAUAAACUUACAAAAGAAGAACUUACGGAAAUGAUUGAAAAUAAAAAUGAAGCGCAAAUGUUAUAUAGCACAUUUCAUGACAAAUCUUCUCCAAUUGAAGAAAAAUCAAAUACGGCUAAUAAAAAAACUGCUUUCAGAGGACGAGGAAAGAGAUUAUUUACUAAAAUUAAGCAGUGAUGUAGAUAUAGAUUAUUGUUUUAAAAAAUACUAGUUGUUUGUAGUUUGUGUUGUUCUUAUAUAAAAUUUAAGAUUAACUAGUAUUAUGUGAUAUCAAAAAAUGUUGUGCUUAUAAAUUUUUAUAAAAAAUGAAGUAUUUAUAUGUAUUACAAUUCAGUGAAGUUCCGAUAUUAAAAUUCGGAACAAACAAUUCGUACAUUUAAUUUAAAUUUUUAAUUUAAA